Rotaria socialis is the source of this 6399-nucleotide messenger RNA. The record is from the annotation of a GenBank genome assembly. Lineage: Eukaryota; Metazoa; Rotifera; Eurotatoria; Philodinida; Philodinidae.
AUGGACAAUGUUAAUGUUACAAAUAGAGAUGGAGUUUUUCAAAUUAUUGUACACAAUGUUGAAAAUGUACCUUCGCCAGAAAGAUUUCGAGGAUCCCCAGAUCCUUAUGUUAAUGUUUUCUAUCAUGGUAUUAAAAAACAGACGAAUUGGCAACGAUCAACAUGCGAUCCAAAAUGGGAAGAAACACUCGAUUUUCCUCUUAAUGGUAUUCCUAUUCAGAGUACGGACACACUUGAAAUUCAACUUAAAGAUCAUGAAACGAUUGGAGCUAAUAAGCUCAUCGGACAAGCUUCACUACCAUUGAAUGAUCUCAUUCGUGCUGGUACGAUAAAACGACGAGUUGUUCAAUUAACGAAUCCUCAAGGUGUUCUUCUUGAAGCAACGAAAUUAUAUACUACAUUGGAAUAUAUUCCACCGAAUGAUAGUGAAAAAUCAGCAGCAAAUUUUAGACAUGGUGAUUCUAAUCAAUUUGAUGACGUACUUCUACAAAAUGGCGGUGAUAAUACAUGGCAAGCAGACAUUGAAGGUGAUCAAGGUUUAAGACGACCAAAUAAAGCAAGAUCAACAAAGUCACAAGAUUUUCAAGUUCGAAUAAAAAUCUUUCAAGCUCGUCAAUUAGAUGGAAGUAAUUUACAUCCUGUUUGUCGUGUACGAGUAUUUAGCACUGUAAAACAAACAAAAAUUCAAAAAGGAACCAAUCAACCAUACUUUAAUGAAAUCUUUUUUUUUAAUAUAAAUAUGUCUGAAGCAGAAUUAUGUGAUGAAAUGGUUGAAUUUGAAGUUUGCAAUUCCAGAACACUUAGAGCUGACAUGAAAAUCGGUACAUUUAAAAUGGAUAUUGGUUAUAUUUAUUCUCAAGCAAAACAUUCAAUUAAUCGAAAAUGGUUAUUAUUAAGUGAUGAAGAUGAUCGAAUGGCUGGCGCUAAAGGAUAUCUUAAAGUGUCUGUUAAUAUAUUAGGUCCAGGUGAUGAAGCACCUGCAAAAGAUAAUGCUGCUGAUGAAGAUGAUAUCGAAAGUAAUUUAUUAAAGCCAGCUGGUCUUAUGCUUCGCCCGGCAACAUUUGUUUUAAAAGUAUACAAAGCAGACGAUUUACCAAGAAUGGAUAGUGCAUUUUUACAUGGAGUUAAAAAAAUCUUUCAUGCAACAGAAGAUAUUAAAGAAUUAAUUGAUCCUUACAUAAAUUUUUCAUUUGCUGGACAACAAGUUUCAACAAAAAUUGUUUAUACAUGUUCACAUCCAGACUUUAAUCAAGAACUUCGACUCGGGCUUAAAUUUCCAUCAAUGUGUGACAAAAUAAUGUUAACCGUUAUGGAUUGGGACAAAUUAUCAGCAGAUGAUAUGGUUGCAACAAGUUUGCUUCAUCUUAUUCAAAUAAGUCAAUUAAGUGACAGGGGUUUCCUUCCAACGUUUGGUCCAUGUUGGAUUAAUUUAUAUGGUGCACCACGUGAAUACUCUGAAAUUCCAACAGUAUUAGAUGAAUUGAAUAGUGGAAAAGGCGAAGGUGUUGCUUAUCGUGGUCGAAUAUUUGUUGAAUUACAAACAAUUCUCGGUGAAACUCCAACAGAUCCUAUUGGCGAGAUUUCAAAUUCCGAUUUAAUCCGUGCAUUACCAUAUCAAUCACGAAAAAAAUAUAAAUUACAUGCGGCAUUUCUCGAUGCUUGUAUGUUAUAUGAACAUGAAUCAACAGUUGAAUUUGAAAUCAGUAUUGGAAAUUAUGGAAAUAAAUUUGAUGAUCUUGUUGGUAAUGCAAGUUCUUCAACAACACCACCAACUAAUCCUGUUUUUGAUGGAACAUGCUAUUAUUUUUUACCAUGGGGUCAUACUAAACCAUGUGUACAAGUGGCUAGCGAAUGGGAAGAUAUUACUUUUCGUUUGGAAGCUAUGAAUCAAUUAUCGAAAAUUAAAUUAUUUAUUACAGGUCUCGUAUCAACAUUAGAUUUAUUAAAAAUUAAACAAACAUCAGAUGAAGUUCUUGUUCGACAUUAUAAACAAUCUCUUGAUAUGGUUAUAGCACAUUUAAAAAAACCAUUACCUGAGCCAGAGCCAGGUCGUCAUCAUGUUAAUGAACUUGAUCGUUUACGACGUCAAAUGCGUAUAAAAGAUGUGACAGAUAUGAUUAAUAGAUUGGAACAAUUAAAAUUGCACGCUAAGAAGCCACAAGAAAUUAUUCAUACAUUGGAGGAUAUUAAAGAAAAUAUUGAAUUUCUUGAAGUUGAACCACAAAAUAGUAUUCCUGAUGUGAUUAUAUGGUUAUUGUCAAAUGGUAAACGUUAUGCAUAUUAUCGUUUACCAGCCAACGAAGUAUUUUACUCAUCACAUGUUGAUCGUCGUGGUCGUCUCUGUGGGAAAGUUCAAACAAUAACAUUAAAAUGGCCAGGAAAAGAAUCAGAUAUUGGAAAAGAUAAAAAAAAUUUUCUUCCAGCCGAAAUUCGAGUGAAAAUUUGGUUAGGUUUAGCGAUACAUGAACAAGAUUGGUUAUCGCAACAGAAAGGUGCUGAUUUAGCUAUCUAUGCAGAAACUUAUGAAAAUCAAUCAAAUGUACUUGGACAAUGGACCACUGGUGGACCAUUAAUGAGUCGACCAGCAUGGUCAGAUGUUACAGGAAAUAUAAGUUUACUGAAAACAAAUUUUCAAAUACCUUCUGGAUGGCGAUGGGAAGGUGAUUGGUAUAUAAGUCCAGAAUUAAGUGCUCGAUAUGCAGAUGAUGCUGGACAUCGAAAAUUUACUGAAGAAGUUUAUGAACAUCAAUGCCGUCUUAUUGCUGGAGCUCAAUGGCAACCGAAAACAGUUGCUUGGACAGAUUUAGCUGGUGAUAAAGUUCCAAGUAAAGAUGAACGCAAAAAUCCACCAUCAGGAUGGGCAUGGGAAGAUGAAUGGACAAUUGAUGCAAAUAGAGCUGUUGAUGAAGAAGGUUUUGAAUAUUGCGUUAAUCAAACUCUUGGUGGAUGGUGUCCAACGGAAAAAGUAUUUCAUUUAAGUCGACGACGACGUUGGUAUCGAACUCGAAUUAUUCAAGGAGAAAAGACGCCUGACAAUAAAAAGAAAAAAGAAGUUCGUGAUAGUCUAAAACAGGAAGGAUGGGAAUAUGCUCCAAUGUUUAAUAUGAAAUUUCAUGCUGAUGAACGUAGUAUGGAUAUGACGCGUCGUCGACGAUGGCAUCGAAAAAUGGUUCCAUCAGCUGAACAAAAUUUUAGUAGUGCAACUGGAGGACCCGUAUCAAAUACAGAUGUUGUGUUUCGAGUACAAUCUCAAGUUCCAUCUAUAGCUGAUUCACCUUCAAAGGCUGAUCAACAACAAUCAGAUUCACCGGCGACAACAACAACAACUAAAGAAUAUAAAAUUGAAUUGAAUGCACCAAGAAUGUUUCUUAGCUUUAAAAAAGCAUAUUAUUAUGAACUUCGUGCAUAUAUUUAUCAAGCAAGAAAUCUUCUUUCAAUGGAUAAUGAUAGUUUUUCAGAUCCGUAUGCUCAAAUUGGUUUCAUUAAUCAAAGUCAACGCACUGAUAUUAUUCAAAGAACAUUAUGUCCAACUUGGGAUCAAUCAUUAAUUUUUUCAACAGUGGAACUCUAUGGUGAACCAGAUGAAAUUCAUCAUAAUCCACCAAAUAUUCUAAUUGAAUUAUUUGACAAAGAUCAAUAUGGAGCGCCAGAUUUUCUUGGUCGUGUUCAAUGUUCACCAAUUGUUCGUUUAGUGCCUGAUGAAGCAAAGCCAACAAUUAAAUUAAAAUGGUUUCCAAUUAAUAGAGGAAAAGACGAUGCAGGAGAAUUAUUAGCUGCGUUUGAACUUUUUCUGUUACCAGAAACUGAUAGCGAGAAAAAGAUGCCUCCACAUCCACCAAAACGUGGCUCUCUAUUUAUUGUACCACAAGAAAUUCGACCUCAACUUGUACGAACUGGCAUUGAGAUUCUUUGUUGGGGUAUCAGAAAUAUGAAAACAUUUAUGUUAUCAGAUGUUGAUUCUCCACAAGUUGUUUUUGAAGUUGGUGGUCAUGAAAUUGAAUCAACUAUUAUUAAAAGUGCGAAGAAAACACCAAAUUUUGAUAAGCCAUUAUUAUUUCUUGAUGUUAUGUUACCAAAAGAGGAUCUUUAUGCGCCACCAAUGAAUAUUAAGGUAAAAGAUCAUCGAUCAUUUGGAAGAAAGCCCAUUGUUGGUUUUCAUGUUAUUAAAUCUCUUGAAUUAUUUCGAUGUGAUCCAACCGCACCAUCGUUAACUCUUAUGCAAGCAGCUAGUGUAACAUCACCUUUGACUUCUCCAGUUGAAGAAUAUUCUGUUACAACAGAUAAAAAAUCUAAGAAGAAUCGUAAACAAAAAGGACCCAUUUCACCGAAACCAACAAGUCUAGCUGAUGGUACAGUUGCAACAACAACGGUUGCAUUGACAACAAAUGAAAUGGAGGCAACAACAGUUGAUAAGAAGGCAAUGAGAAAACGAGUGAAACAUUUUUUGAAGAAACAGAAAUCAACGAGUGGAACACCAAUGAAACCAGAAUCGAAACUAACAAAAAUUCAAAAAACAAUGGCGAUCAAACAUCAUCAACAAUAUCAAAGUGUUCCACUUAUUGAAGCGCCGAUUGUUGAAGAAGAUAUUGAUUGGUGGUCAAAAUAUUAUGCAUCCAAAGGUGAUUUUAAUAAAUGUGGAUCAUAUGCACAAAAAGGAUAUGAAACAAUAUCAAUUUUUCCUCAUCCACUUGAAUUAUAUGAGAUUUAUGAAGGUUUUAGUGAUUUUUGUCGAACAUUUCCAUUAUCUCGUGGAAAAACAAAAUUUGAAGAAGAAAAUGAAAUUGUUGGCGAAUUUAAAGGUCUUUUCAAAGUUUAUCCAUUACCCGAAGAUCCAAAUGAACCUUCACCACAUCGUACAAUGGAAAAUCUCCCAUCGAAUAGUUUAGAAGAAUGUAUUGUUCGAGUUUAUAUUAUCUGUGCUAUUGAUUUACAACCAACAGAUUCAAAUGGAAAAUCGGAUCCUUAUAUUGAAAUUGAAAUAGGAAAAACAAAAAUUGAUAAUCGAGAUGAAAGAAUACCAAACACAACGAAUCCAGUUUUUGGCAGAAUGUUUGAAGUUAAAACGAUAAUUCCAACGGCUAAAGAUUUAACUAUUCGUGUUAAAGAUUGGGAUCUAUUGACAUCAGAUGAUGUUAUUGGACAAACGACUAUUGAUUUAGAAAAUCGACUUCUAAGUAAAUAUAGAGCAACAUGUGGACUCCCAUUACAGUUCAAUGCUACUGGUUCCAAUCAAUGGCGGGAUAGUGUUCGUCCUCGAAAAAUUCUCUGCGAUGUUUGUAAACGAAAUAAUUUGCCAAUCCCUGAAUUAAUUGAUGAACAUUCAAUUAAAAUAGGAGAAUCAAUUUUUCAUCUUGAAGACUUUGAACAAGAAAAUCGUUUAACAAUUCAUGUUGGCGACGAUGAAGAACGUUUAGCUUUAUAUAUUUUGCAUAAACUACGUCUGUGUCCUGAACAUGUUGAAACUCGACCACUUUUUAAUCCAAUACAACCCUUAAUUGAACAAGGCCGUUUAGAAUUAUUUAUUGAUAUAUUUCCCAAAUCUCAAGGUGCACCAGGACCUACAUUUACAAUUACACCACGAAAACCCAAACCUUACAUUCUUCGUUGUAUCGUCUGGAAUACAAGUGAUGUUAUACUAGAGGAAACAUCAAUAACAGGAGAGAAAAUGUCUGACAUUUAUGUGAAGGGAUGGAUGAGUGGAAUCGAAGAAGAUAUACAAAACACUGAUGUUCAUUACAGAUCAAUGGAUGGUGAAGGAAAUUUUAAUUGGCGUUUUGUUUAUGAGUUUUCAUAUUUACCAGCAGAACGAUGUAUUUCAAUUAAAAAGAAAGAACAUUUUUGGAGUUAUGAUGCAACUGAAUUAACAAUUCCACCUGUAUUAAAUCUACAAGUUUGGGAUAACGAUAAAUUUAGUGCCGACGAUUUUCUUGGUGCAUUAACACUUGACUUAAAUCGUCUAUAUAAACCAGCGAAAGAUCCCGAUUUCUGUACAUUGGAUAUACUGAAUGAUGACGCGUCGAAUUCUGUUUCGCUCUUUGAAAUGAAACGAUUAAAAGGUUGGUGGCCCUGUGUUAACGUUGAAGGCGGAGAUCCAGAAUUAACCGGAAAAGUUGAACUUGAACUUGAAAUAUUGACCGAAGAAGAAGCACGUGAAAGACCAGCUGGACACGGUCGAGAAGAACCAAAUGAAAAUCCUAAACUCGAACCACCACAACGGCCUGAAACAUCAUUUCUUUGGUUUUCAUCACCAUUUCGAACAUUUAAAAAUAUUAUUUGGAGAAAAUCGAAAUGGUACAUUAUUGGCGGACUACUUUUUAUUUGUUUUAUCAUAUUCGUACUUCUAUUUCUAUGGACUAUGCCAUCUGCUGUUUGGUCUCGACUUCUACGUAUAUCUGGGUGA